This is a messenger RNA of Erythranthe guttata (spotted monkey flower), 2399 nucleotides long. RefSeq names its product plant U-box 49 (gene PUB49). Gene Ontology annotation, molecular function: ubiquitin protein ligase activity; peptidyl-prolyl cis-trans isomerase activity. NCBI's taxonomy places the organism in Eukaryota, Viridiplantae, Streptophyta, Magnoliopsida, Lamiales, Phrymaceae. Gene Ontology annotation, biological process: protein folding; protein polyubiquitination; protein peptidyl-prolyl isomerization. The record is from RefSeq and is a predicted model, not a curated record. Gene Ontology annotation, cellular component: catalytic step 2 spliceosome.
ACUAGAAAUUCAAACCUACGCCACUUUUCUUCAGCGAGUCGCACAAAUUGCUCCAAAGCCCUAACCCAAUCCGUACUCAAUCGAACUUUUAGCUGACUGCAGAAAUGGGGAAGAAGCAGCAUAGCAAAGACAGGAUGUUCUUAACGAAAACGGAGUGGGCCACCGAGUGGGGCGGCGCUAAAUCCAAAGAAGUCGCCCGCUUUCAACGCCUCCCCUUCUAUUGCUGCGCCCUGACGUUUACGCCGUUCGAAGUCCCCGUUUGCACUGCCGACGGCAAUGUAUUUGACAUCAUGAACAUAACCCCAUACAUUUUGAAGUAUGGGAGGCAUCCGGUAACUGGAGCUCCGCUCAAGCAGGAGGAUUUGGUCCCACUCUCUUUCCACAAGAAUGCUGAAGGAGAGUAUCACUGCCCUGUUCUUAAUAAGGUUUUUACUGAGUUCACACACAUAGUUGCUGUAAAGACGACAGGAAAUGUGUUCUGUUACGAGGCAAUUAAGGAAUUGAACAUUAAAACUAAGAAUUGGAAAGAGCUUCUCACUGAUGAACCAUUCACUAGGCAAGACAUUAUAACCAUUCAGAAUCCUAAUGCACUUGAUAGCAAGGUUCUCACGGAUUUCGAUCACAUGAAGAAAAACCUAAAAAUCGACGACGAAGAACUAAAGAAAAUGGAAUCUGACCCGUCGUACAAUAUAAAUGUUAAUGGGGAUAUAAAGCAAAUGCUUAAGGAGCUUGGAACUGAAAAGGCAAAGGAGAUUGCAUUACAUGGUGGUGGAGGAAAUAAGGCUAAAACAGAAAGAGCUGUGGCUCUUGAAUCCAUUUUAGCUGCAAGGUCACGUAUCAAAGAUGAGAAGAGUGAUGAAACGCCCAAGCAGACAUACAGCGUUGUAGAUGCCGCAUCCGCUGCUGUUCAUGGAAGAAGUGCCGCUGCUGCAAGGUCUGAUGCUAGCAAUAAAACUGCUGCACGCAUAGCAAUGCACAUGGCUGGUGAGAGGACACCAGUAAAUUCUAAGAUGGUUAAAAGUCGAUUCACAACUGGCGCUGCUUCACGAUCAUUCACUUCGACCUCUUAUGAUCCUGUCACCACAAAUGAAUAUGAAUAUGUUAAAGUCGAAAAAAAUCCAAAGAAGAAGGGCUAUGUCCGGCUGCAAACAACGCAUGGGGAUUUGAACAUUGAGCUGCAUUGUGACAUCACUCCGAGGACAUGUGAAAACUUCAUCACUCUUUGUGAACGUGGAUAUUACAAUGGGGUAGUUUUUCACAGAAAUAUAAGAAACUUCAUGAUUCAAGGUGGUGAUCCUACUGGGACAGGAAAAGGAGGUGAAUCGAUUUGGGGAAAGUCCUUCAAAGAUGAACUUAACUCCAAGUUAGUUCAUUCUGGACGAGGUGUGGUUAGCAUGGCGAAUUCUGGUCCUCACACAAAUGGUUCCCAGUUCUUCAUCCUGUAUAAGUCUGCAAAUCAUUUGAAUUUCAAACACACGGUUUUUGGGAUGGUUGUUGGAGGGUUAACUACCCUUUCGACAUUGGAGAAAGUACCUGUUGAUGACGACGACAGACCUCUGGAAGAGAUCAAGAUUAUUAGUGUAGAAGUUUACGUUAAUCCGUAUGCUGAAGAAGACGAAGAGGAAGAAAAGAAGGCCAAUGAGGACAAAAUUGUCGAGGACGAAGACAAUGAUAAGAUCGGUUCAUGGUACAGCAAUCCAGUGAAGGGGUCGGAAGAUGAUCUUGCCGGGGGUGGCGGCAGCGUUGCCGUCGGUAAAUACUUGAAAGCAACGAUUGCUCCAGCUGCACCCUCCGCCACUCUCGGCAGUGACGCUCCUCCAGCUGGGCCCGCACCAAAGAAAAGAAAGGGAUUGUCAAGUAAAGAACUUCAAGAUUUUGCUUCUUGGUAAGAUUUAUCCAUCAUCUUUGUAUCACUUUCUGAUGUAUCAUCAUCGAAUAUAGAUUUUGAACCGUGUAAUUGAAUUACCAACAAGGUUAUACAGUGUGAUAAUUUAGUUUAAGCUGCCUGCGUAAAAUGCGUAAGUUUGAAGAAAUAGGAGAUGGUCCUUAGCAAUGUUACAGAACAGGUGGUCCUUUGCUUAGUUUAGUUCCAAACAAUCACCUGGGAUUUGCCUAAAGUGAGGGUACAUGAUAAGCAAAGGAGAAGUAGUGACCACAGGAACAUAAUAAGUAAGGCUUCUUUUGCAGGUGGGGAAAGAGUGAGAUUGAAGCAUUUGGUUUUUGUAAUGGUGACCACUUGUUUUCUUUUUAGGGGUCAUGAUAUUGUUAUUGUUUGUGGGUAGUGUCUCAGGAAAGACAGUCUAAUUGGGCAAAAAAGAAAAAGAAAUCUCGUGUGGUACUGAAAGUAGGGUCGAAAAUUCCUAUCUUUUAUGUUUAUUGCCAAAAAUCCCACACACAAA